AAUUUGGCCUCCAAACUUCAGAGGCAAGGCAAUGCAUCAGCCUUUAUUACACCAGUUUCUGUAUCUCCAUAACAAAUGCCUAUUAUUAGAGCCGCAGUUUCCUUCCAAUGGCUUUCUAAAAGACAAAUCAUGAAUGAGGACAUCUAUCUUUCCAAGUUCUACGAACCUUCACACCAACCAUCUCUGAGAGAGAGAGAGAGAGAGAGAGAGAGAGAGAGAGAGAGAGCUUUUUUCUAUUGUGUGUGUGUGACAAAUGCUUUGGACACAAAUUCAGACAAAUUUGUAUUCCCAGCCGUCCAUUGCGUGUGGGGCUCGCUUGUAUCGAACAGUUUUGGACACAUCUGUAUCCAAACCUCUAUGUUCGUAUAUAGCACUGCUCUUUGUGUUUUGAACAAGAUUUCAUCAUGCCCCUGGUUUCUGCAAUCCUGUCAUGCAAGCAAACAUCAUUAACCUUUCUUGGAAACCAAAAUACCUAUGAAACAUUGAAACUUGAAGAUUGCUAUGUAGAAACUAGAAAGGACAGAUUGAGAUGGCUAGUUUUGAUAAUUAAAUGACAUCAAUCCUUCCAUUAGGUUCCGGUUCCAAUCUCGUGGCUGAAACAUCUUCCGCCAAUCAUUCAGAAGCUAAACUUUGCAAGGGUAAGGAGUUGAUGCAUGCUAGCGAUCAAGUACGGUGGCUAAGUGGUAGAUUGAGAUCUCUUGAGGAAGAAGCUGAGGUCAUGAAUCAUGCUUUCGUAGAGAGCUUGGAAGAAAGGAAGAAGCUGAUCAAUGAAAUAUCUCACCAGUUUCGGGUUAUAAGCCGUUAUCGGGUAUCAAGAAAUCCAGUAACUACUGGUCUGUCUCAGGUCUUACAUCAGGAAACCAAUCCAUCUCUUGUAAUCGAAAUCGAAAAGCUACUUAUGGGUGGAUUUGAGGAAUCUGCUGAUCAUAUGUAUGAUAGUUUUCGUGAAAUGUCUGUCUGA
This is a messenger RNA of Rhododendron vialii, 961 nucleotides long. RefSeq lists its product as uncharacterized. The record is from RefSeq and is a predicted model, not a curated record. Bases 551 to 961 code for a protein of 136 amino acids. The transcript has 3 exons. Lineage: Eukaryota; Viridiplantae; Streptophyta; Magnoliopsida; Ericales; Ericaceae.